AUGUCCGCUCAAAAAGGCUUCGACAAGACCAAACCCUACAUUCCUCUUUCUGGUAGCGCAGAGGAUGGCUGGUCCAAAGAGGGCGAAGCAACAGCAACCUGCUUCUGUGGCGCCGUCCAGCUGAAAUUCCCCACCGAGAAGCCUGGGUUUAUCACUUCCUUCGUCUGCAACUGCUUCGACUGCCGCAAGAUCACUGCAUCCAUGUUCGCUUCAAACUUUAUCGUCGCUGACAGUCACGUGACCCACCUGCGCGGCAAGGACAACCUGACCUCGUUUGGCCAAUCCAAGACCAUUGAGAGCGGACACACCAUGACCAACUACUUCUGCUCCACGUGUGGCACGCUCAUGUAUCGCAUCAGCUCCCGCAGUCCGGACAGCCUCGUCAUGCGCAUCGGUACAGUGGAUGACUUUCAUCUGCAUGAGACAAAGUUGAAGCCCCAAGUGGAGCAAUAUGUCAAAGAUCGGGUUACUUGGUUGAGUGGUGCGGAGGGAGUUGAGCAGGUUGAGGGAUCGUGGUUCUAG
Molecule: messenger RNA, 522 nt
Organism: Fonsecaea multimorphosa CBS 102226
Lineage: Eukaryota; Fungi; Ascomycota; Eurotiomycetes; Chaetothyriales; Herpotrichiellaceae
Exons: 1
Coding region: 1-522 (173 amino acids)
Molecular function (GO): carbon-sulfur lyase activity
Source: RefSeq, a predicted model, not a curated record